AAAAGCAAAAAUAUUUUACAUUGUAUAUUACAUAAAUAUCGUAUGUAUAUAUUUCUGAGAGAUCGCAAUGAUUUAUACCGACAAUUGUUGCUGUUGCAUUGAGCUGAAAUGUGGCUGCAUUAUUAUAUCCAUUGUGGAGGUGAUUAUACGCGGCGUGGAUCGCUUUCUUCUGGAUCAUGAUUCCAUGCUGGGCUAUACGGCGCUCAUCAUCAGCGGCCUUUAUCUCAUUUGCUGCAUAGUACUUCUGAUUGGAUCUCUGCUGUCAUUACGUUUUCUGCUCUUGCCUUAUAUAUAUGUUGCCCUGUCACAUGUCAUCAUUUUGGCAUGGGAAUGCGGUUAUGUCAUCAUGGUGGAGGCCUUCUAUGAUUAUGUAUUAUUUGAUAUUUUUCAAGCAGUGCUCAGCUUGUACUUCUGCCUGGUUGUCUAUUCCUAUUACGAUGCUUUAUAAAGCUGUACAAGACUAUUUAUAUAUAAAAAUAUAUUUUUGAAAGAUCUUUAGUUGUUAUAUUUAAAAAAAAGUCCUAAAAAGGGACUGAUAAAACGGCCAAAACCGAGAUAUAAAAAAA
This is a messenger RNA of Drosophila novamexicana, 566 nucleotides long. RefSeq lists its product as uncharacterized. The transcript has 4 exons. Lineage: Eukaryota; Metazoa; Arthropoda; Insecta; Diptera; Drosophilidae. The record is from RefSeq and is a predicted model, not a curated record. Bases 68 to 448 code for a protein of 126 amino acids.